Gastrolobium bilobum is the source of this 1405-nucleotide messenger RNA. Its product is annotated as PRA1 family protein H. NCBI's taxonomy places the organism in Eukaryota, Viridiplantae, Streptophyta, Magnoliopsida, Fabales, Fabaceae. Bases 11 to 697 code for a protein of 228 amino acids. Gene Ontology annotation, cellular component: Golgi apparatus; endoplasmic reticulum. The transcript is spliced from 4 exons. The record is from RefSeq and is a predicted model, not a curated record. Gene Ontology annotation, biological process: vesicle-mediated transport.
GAGAAUAGCGAUGGUUUUCUCUUCGAAUCCCUUAGCCCUCAGCGUUCCCGAACCCGCUUUUGAAAAGUGGCUCCGCGACACCGGCUACCUCGAAAUUCUCGACCACCGCACCUCCUCCGCCGCCGCCGCCGCUGCAUCCACCACCGCUGACCCCAACUCCUCCCCGAUACCAGUUUCCGGUCUCUUCUCUCGCCUCGUAACCCUACUCUCUCUCCUCACUCUCAACCCCUUCGCUAAGCUCACCGCCGAUGAUUUCUCCGGCGACACCCCUUCUUGGUCGCGCUCCUUCUUCGGGUUCUGCGGGUCUUACUCAUUCCCUUCCUCACCCUCCCAAGCUCGCUUUAGGGUCCAUGAAAACAUCAAGCGCUAUGCUCGCAACUACGCCUAUCUCUUCAUCCUUUUCUUCGCUUGCGCUUUGUAUAAGAUGCCACUUGCUCUUGUUGGUUUGAUAUCUUGUUUGGCAUUGUGGGAUUUCUUCAAGUUUUCUAGCGACAAAUGGGGGUUGGAUCAAUAUCCUCUUACUCGCCAGUGCUUGCUUCGCAUCGCCCAAUGUGCAACAGCAGUUAUUCUAAUCUUUUCCAAUGUUCAAAUGGCUCUCUUUUGUGCCAUAAGUGUCAGCUAUGCAGGCAUGAUGCUGCAUGCUGCAUUUCGGAAGUUGACCCCUGCAAAGCAACCUUCCCCGGCCAGAGGUAAGUAGGUAGCCAAUCGAAGAAACAGUGGUACACUUGCGUUUAUUCAACACAUCAUACUUUGGUUAUUCAAGGGGCUUUUGUACAGAAGAUAGUGCUUACAAUAUAGAAUUUAGGGGACGGAAUUUCGAUAAUUUUGAUAUGUGCAAGAAACAAGAUUGAUAAUAUACCAGAUAGGCUUUCAUUCUAAACAUGAACAAUUGUGGAUUCAUGUUUUAUACAAUAUUGGAUCCUGCUUCGUUUAUUUGUAUCCUGCCAAGGAUCUAGGCCCCAUGUUCUCGAAGUGCACUUUCUCAUCCAAAUUACAAUUCUUUUUUUUUGGUGUAAAAAUUACAAUUCUUUUAGGAAGCUGUUACGGACUCAUUUUAAUAACUAUGAUUAAACCUCAAUGAAUUUUUAAAAUAUUUUUGAAGUAAACGUGAUAGAACUCCUACGAAGGUGUAUGCUAGGAGGAGGUACAGGGGAUUAUUGGGAAAUGUUCUAGAAGAAUAGGCUGUUAGAAGAGAGAAGGAGGAUGUGCUGACGCGUCUAGUCAGUUAGAGGGAAUAUAGGAGGGUGAAGGUUGUAAGCAUGAGUCAGAAAAGGACUAGGACUUGGAUUUGGGAGAGAAUCAGUACCUCUUCAAUUGUACUGAACCUGUAUCUCUGUGUGCAGGGUUGUUAGUCAUUCUGAUCAUAGUAGUAGUCAUUUAUCUUUGUGCAUUGCUUUACUGUAAU